This is a messenger RNA of Ectocarpus siliculosus, 4281 nucleotides long. The record is from the annotation of a GenBank genome assembly. Lineage: Eukaryota; Phaeophyceae; Ectocarpales; Ectocarpaceae.
AUGCUGGAGAGCACGGUGCUUCACCAGAGCCGCACUGGGCCGAGAGGGCAACCUAACGAUGUGGUCGGGAUCAACUGGAAGGCACCCACCAGGUCUCACCCCAGCCCUUCGCUGGUGGUGACUUGCGCACACCAAGUCGUGGUCUACAAGCCGGGCGAGGAGCGAAGAACACACCAGUGGUCCUUCAAGCCCUCGGCGGCGACCGUGCUCUCGCACCCGGCGGUGUUCCUGCCGUCGCGCUCGCGAUACGUCGGCGUGCAGCAGGGCUCCACCCUGGUUAGCUGGCGGGAGAGCGAGCAGGAUGUCAAGCACCCACUCUCUUCGCAGGCCGCCGGCCCAAUACAAGCGGUCCACGCCUGCCCCCGCCUGGGCGACUACUUCGUGGCCGUUCUGGCCUCAGGAGGCGUCGUCCUCUACCAGGGCGGGCUGCAGCGCGCGGCGCACUGCGACGCCGCCGCCGGUGGCGGCGGCGGCGGAGGCGACGACAGCGGGGGCUCCGCCGGCGAUGCCAGGGCAAAGGCGGUGUGGUCGGGCGUCCUCGGCGACAGGGUGCUGGUCCUCGAGAACACCGGCGCCGCCACCGACCGCGUCACCACCUUCUCCUUGUCCGCGGGAGGUGUGGGGUCAUCGUCGGUGCGUCGAGACGACGCCUGCGCCGCGGCGGCAGAUGUCCCGGCUUCCGUCACCCUAGUGUCUUCGCACAUUCUGACGAAACCGUCGAGCGGAGGCGGGAGCCAGGACGGAGGAAGGGCGGCGGCGACCUCGGCGGCGUUUCUUGGGCGCGAUAGCGGCGGGAGCGGGGAAGGGCGCAGCGUGAUAUCGGUGGCGUGGCGCACGUCGAGCGGGCCGGUCUGGACGAAGGCGGUGGUCGGCGCCGGCGGGGUGACGGAGGAGUUCGCGCGGCACGCGGGAGGGGAGGUGGUUGCCGGCAGCCGCCGCGCGACCGAGCACAACGGCAACGGGGUCGUGUCCGUCUCUUCGAGCAACGGCCACGGCACCCCCAAGGCCAAGUCGAAGAAGCCGGCGGGAAAUCAAUCCUCUGUCGGCGAAGGUAGCGGCGCUGCCUGGGCCUGCGUCCCUGCGAUUGCCGCGGCGGACGGCGGACGUCUCCUGAUCCACAGUGGCUCCGGCGGGGACGCGAGCCCUCGGCUCGCCGUGUGGGACUCCUCGUACGGCGUGCUCCUCGAGGACGGGGUCGCGCCGGAGUUUUCGAGCGACGGCGGCGGGGGGGGGUCGGCGUCACGGUCGUCGGGGAGAGCCGUCGGCCUGAAGGUGUCCGGGGACGGCGCCCACCUCGCCAUCGCGGCAGCGGGCAAAGUGCUGGUGUGUCCGCUCCCGGCGCAGGCGGCGGGGACACUGGCUUCUCUGUUGAGGCGAAAGCGUCCCUCCCCCAGCGCUAUCGGAGGGAGCACCGUCAUCCCCGCCGGGCGUGGGUCGAGUUUCCCGUCGAUCGACCUCUCCCGCAGCGUCCCGGCGUCGACGCUCCUCGGAAAGACCGGCGCCGUGGAGGCGGGGAAGUGGGAGGCGGCGGUAGUGGUGCCGUUUCGGGAGGCCGAGGCGGGCGUGAUCCGGUCGCUCCGGGAGGCCGCCCGCCGAAAAGACAUCGGAGCGUUCGAGCAUGUGCUUCGGGAACACCUGGGGGCGGGUUCUCGCAGUAGUGACGGCAGGGGGGAGGACGGGCGCAAGAAGAGGCAGCGGGGGGACGGGGGGGGGUUCUCCUCGGCGGUCGUCGCGUCUGCGGUUGAGCUGUGCCUCGCGAACCCGGACGCGAAGCUCUGGGGAGGCCUUGGGGUGUUGGUGAGGUCGGGCGGGGUGUCCGCGCGGCAUCACCGGGGACUGGUGGCGGAGAUCGUCGAGCAUGCCUCGCCCGAGCUGCUGGAGGAGGUCAUGCUCCACGUCCCCGAUCUCCCGGAGGUAGAUGCGGUGCGAAUUCUCCGGCACUUCCUCUCACAAGCUGCGACGCUGGCUGAGGCUUCCAGCGAUCCCGCAGCGGCGGAAGUAGCGGCGGCGGUGGUGCCCGUGGUUCCCAACGAGGAGAGCGGGGGGGCUCCUCCGGCCAAAAGAGCUAGAGGCGGCAACGGCGGCGGAACCGCGAGCGCGGGGGGUUCGCCGGACGUCGCGAACGGCGGGGGGGGGGUAGUGGUUUCGGUGCUAAGCCCGUCGGAGAAACGCGGCGUGAAGGUAAAGGGUGCCGGUGGCGAUGUUGUCGUCAAGGCGGGGAAGAAGAUGAAGAAGGUGGGGGGUGUCAAAGUGGCGGCGGCAGGCGAGGACGGCAACGGCGCCGUCAUCCACGAGAACGCUAACGCUAACGCUAACGGCGACGGCAAGACGAUUACGACCAACAGUGGCCAUCUCUCCAACGGCCACGCCGCCGCUCACGACGACGGGGGGACUUCCAGCGACAGCGGCGGCGGUUCCGACGCGGGGGGUACGCAGAUGGUGGUGGUCGCGGGGGGAGGGGAGAAGGGCACUGGAGCUGCUGCCACGAAGGGCCAGAAAGAAACGGGCAGCAAGAAGAAGGCGGGAGGCCCACGGGCGGCGGCGGCGGCGGCAGCCUCGCGGGCGGAGAGAGGGGUGCGAGUAGCGCUGACCCUGCCGCACAACGAGGCGUUCUUGAGGUCGGCGCUGGCGGAGCUCAGUCACGGCGAGGUGGUGGUCGUGUUGAAGAUCCUCACCCGCCUCCUGGUUGAAGGAAAGACCCUGGAAACCGGCGCCAAGCCUCGAGGACAAAACGCCGCGUUGGUGGCCCGCGGGCUACCCCCGGCCCGUACGGAGUCAGUCUUGACGUGGGCAUGCGCGGUGCUAGACUCCCACUUCACCCGGCUCGCGAUAGGGGGUGCCGCGGAUGGGGAUCUCGUGGGGACCCUGAAGGCCCUGAAGAGGGCCGCCAGGGUGGAGGCGGGGUGCUGCGAGCUCUUGUCCCAGGUGCGGUCUCUUGUGGACGAGGUCGGAAGGCGACACGCGGCGGCGGCGGCGGCGGCGGCUUCGCGGAGAAGGCCGUCGUCGUCCUCCCGCGAGCUCUUCAGCCUCCGCGUGUUGACCUUCUAGUAGCUAGCUGCUUCUCUGUUGUGGUGGUGGUGUUUGUCCCCCGGGAUCUGUGACAAGGGGCAUUAGGGUCGUGCGAGGGUCGUUGUGGGUUCUUCCUCUUGUUUGUCUAGCCCUACAGUAGGUUUUCCCGGGAGUAAACGGGGCAUGGGAUAAGAGUGCGAGGGUCAAGCUUUCGAGAUCGAGCUGCUGUUGUGAGUUGAGUGGGGACUUGUUCGGAGUCGUCUCUUGCGAUAGGGCGACUCGGGAACAGCAAGUUCGCGGAGGACACGAGCGCAGAAUAGACACCACGUCCAUCUCCGUGAUGGCCGUGCUUCCGAAGUGUUGUCGAUUGUUUUUCGAUUAUCCUGACAUUGGUAUCUUCGGGUCAAGGUGAUUGUGGUCCCGAUGUGUGGAGAAGAGUCUGUUUCCGCAUGAGCGCUGGUGAUGGUCUUACGGGAGAGGGCAAGAUGCCCAUCUGGGCGACUCUCCUCUUUAGUGAUUGAAGUCGUGGUAACUCCUUGCCUGUGUGGGGGGUGGCGGUGGCGGGAGGGUAGAAAUUUCCGUGGAAACGCCAUGGAAUGUUCCACAGAAAAGGGUGGAGGGACUGCUGGCUGGAUUGCUUCGUUUUCUGUGUGCCGCAUGCGGUGGGGGGUAUCGAGCGGUGUGCUUUUGGGGGUGUGACGGGUGCGAUUAUGACGUCGCAGCUUUUUGUUGGGAGUGUUUGAAAGAAUGCUGUAUCACCGCGAUGAUUGCGCUUGUCGGUGCGGCUGGUGUUUUUUAUUGUUUUUCCAUCGGGGGGCGGGUUCAUUUGCAUGAUGGGUUUACGGAAACAGCUGAGCUAUUAGUCUAAGACUUGGGGACAACGGGUACCCCCCUCCCCUCCCCUUUGACACUCUCAGACGCCUCCAAAAUGUGUGAUUGUUAUGGCUGUCGUCGGUGAGAGUGAGGCUAGGAGAUCGAACCUCAUCUUUCUUCCACAUUUUAUCUCCUUCGAGCAUCUAGUUACUAGUAAGGAGAGGUCUCCUACGCACUACACGUUUGUCAUUGGUUCUUGCCGUACGUUGGUUCGCCGAUGACGUCAUUAGUGCGCUGUUGGGUGGUGAUGCUUUGAAUUUUAUUGUUGUCCUUUCUGUGACGCGACAUAGGAUAUUGAUGUGGGGCGUUCAUUGCAUGUGUGUUGAGUGACGGUUGGAAGCGCAGCCUAGUGACGAGCCGCUUAGGGUUUCGAAAUGAAACAGAUGAAUCUGAAACACG